AGAGGCAGAAGCUCGCAAUGGAUUUUAAACGGGGAAUAACCGAUAUGCCAUUUGAAAUUCUCAAUCUGAUAUUCGAAAACCUUGAUUAUUUAAGAUACAAAGUUUCCUUAGCACAGGCGCACGAAAAGCUUGCAAAAGCUUUCGCCUUUCACUGCCGCAACAAAUUUAGGUGUCUUUUGCUCGACACACAGUUAUCUCUAGAUUUGUGGGACUUUGUUAUACGGGAAUGUGGCCCCACGAUUGAAGAAUUUAUCUACGGGAGAUGUGGUAGAGCAGGGAGCAGUCUUGUACUCCCGACGGUUGCAAAACAUUGUCCCAAUUUAAAAUCGGUACGCAUAGUAUUCCAUUCACUUCAUCGGAAAAGCGUGCCUUCUUUCCUAGAAAGUAUGAAAAACUCUCUGACAUCGAUUGAAAUAAGCCAAGAAUUUUCCAAUCCGUCUACCAUGCUUUUAGUGGUGAGUGAAAUGACACAACUCAAGGAAUUUUUCUUUAAGGGAUUUGUGGACGAAAAUGUGAACCACUUGGAUAAAUUGAUUGCCCUGGAGAAGUUGAGCAUCGAAGAUCUGAAAUAUGUCAAGCCAUAUCAUGUGGACGUUCUUCGAAUUUGUGCAUCACUGAAGAAUCUGCGUAAUUUAACCUUAAUUAGGAUAAAAAUGUUGCCUUAUGAUGGGCCUUAUUCAACACUUUGGUCCUCCUUGAAAUACCUGCACGUGCAGCAUUGCACAUUCUCCGAGUUGCCAGACUGCCCAAAUAUCGAAUAUUUGAAUAUUGAAAACCCCACCUGUGACAUCGUAGGCUAUGCAUUGAAAUUUAUUCUUAGGAAUGGAAAAAAUCUCACAGAGCUUUAUGAAGACAGCUAUCCGCCGAUCGAUGCCAAUAGUUUUCUAGACAUGCUUCGCAGCUGCCCAAAACUUCGACUUCUGUGUAGUCCAAUGGAAUAUAUAAAACUCUACUCGGGCUAUCUGUCUUCUAUGGUGGAGAUUCUAAAGGAAAAUGGAGUAACGCCGGAGAACCCAUUAGAACUAAUUGUUAGUAGGCGCAUAAAGUGGAAGUGGUUUCGACGACUACUCCGUUGCACUCCGGAUAAUGAGUUGAUUGAUUUGUAUCAUACAUGGUAAACAUACAAUACUUCCAAAUAAAAAAUAAAAAUCAA
Molecule: messenger RNA, 1153 nt
Organism: Drosophila erecta
Lineage: Eukaryota; Metazoa; Arthropoda; Insecta; Diptera; Drosophilidae
Exons: 3
Coding region: 18-1118 (366 amino acids)
Source: RefSeq, a predicted model, not a curated record